AUGUAUCACAAAGCGUCAUUCAUGGACGACGUGAUUAACAAUCGGGUGCCGCCUAUAGUGCUCUUCGCUAUCUUUGCGCUUGCCGCUAGAUUCUCUACCGACAAGUUCUUUGACGGAACCGAUCCAAGAGAAAGAGGCGAGGUUUAUCGUUCAGCAAGCGAGAGACUGUUUAGCAUCCGCGAGCUCACUCCUACAACUGUCCAGGUAUGCGUUUUGCUGGGAGCAUACGCUGCUGCGAGUGGUGAGACAGACGUUGAAAACCUAUACUACAGUAUGGGCGGAAGGCUCUCUCUAGCUCUUGAUCUUUCGAAUCGUCCUGUCACGAAUUUGGUGGAGCGCGAAGUUAACAUCAGAACUUGGUGGACUCUAUGCAUGGUAGAUGUUUGGUCAUCUACUGCAGUGAGACUACCACGUAUCAUGCCAUUUGAUAGCGCUGUGCCGCUUCCAGUGGAUGAGAUACCAUUCUCGGCGAUGAGCAGUGGUCUAAGAGGAGAUGUUAGCGACCAAACGCUAUGUGCUAGUUCCCCCCUCCUUGCUGAGAUGGUCAAGCUCAAUCGCAUUCUGGCGAGAAUCAUCGACUUCAAUCGAGUGUGCGUGUCAGAACAUCUCGAAGGCCCACCACUCGAAAGAGGCAUACGUGAACUUUCCCGCGAUCUUGACGUCUGGUUGGAGGAAGUUCCGCACCAUAUGCGUGAUACGCCAGCAAACCUCGAAGCUUUCGCAUCGCGUGGCCUUGGGCGUAUGUAA
Alternaria atra is the source of this 747-nucleotide messenger RNA. RefSeq lists its product as uncharacterized. The coding region runs from base 1 to 747 and encodes 248 amino acids. Gene Ontology annotation, cellular component: nucleus. Lineage: Eukaryota; Fungi; Ascomycota; Dothideomycetes; Pleosporales; Pleosporaceae. Gene Ontology annotation, molecular function: zinc ion binding; DNA binding. The record is from RefSeq and is a predicted model, not a curated record. The transcript has a single exon. Gene Ontology annotation, biological process: DNA-templated transcription.